GUCGAGACAGUCGUCGGGCCAGUAUCACUAUCCAGGAAAAAAACUGUGUAAGUGUAACUUUGUAGGAAGAGCAGCAUCACAAAUUCGUUUUGCAUUACAGGGAAAACCUGUCAUGGGCAGCUAGUACGUGAAAGCACGUAUGAAAGUAGCCUAUGAUGCAGACCCAGCAUGACAAGUGUAAACAGUUUUGCAUUUUCUGCAUCACAGACUUACACUCACAUAGCUUUUUUCUUGCAUAGUCAGCCUUUUGUCCGACUCAGGAGACCACGGAGCAGUUGCCUCAUCAACCCCGACCUCGGCGACGGAAGGUUCGGCUUCCUCCUCGCAGUCAGUUACCGACGACCCGAACCGAAAAGUGAAGCGGCUCUCCGUGAUAGAGGCCAUGAGUACGAAGGACAAAGACACCGGCAAGUUAGUGUUUGA
This is a messenger RNA of Amoebophrya sp. A120, 423 nucleotides long. Lineage: Eukaryota; Dinophyceae; Syndiniales; Amoebophryaceae. The record is from the annotation of a GenBank genome assembly.